Staurois parvus is the source of this 722-nucleotide messenger RNA. The record is from the annotation of a GenBank genome assembly. Lineage: Eukaryota; Metazoa; Chordata; Amphibia; Anura; Ranidae.
UGUCCCUCGGACACAGCGGAUCACCAAUCACGGAAAGAGCCGAAGAUGUCGGCUCGGUCAUGUGAUCAUCUGUGUCCAAUCACAGCUGAUCACAUGGAAUAUGUACACUGAUCAUCUGGGCACUGAUGAUCAGUGUAGCCCCAGCAGUGCCACCUGUCAGUGUCCAUCAGUGCCUUAUGUCAGUGCUCAUUAGUGCCUCGUGCCAGUGCCCAUCAGUGCCACAUAUCAGUGCCUACCAGUGCACAUCAAUGCCACAUAUCAGUGCCCAUCUGAGCUGCCUUUCAGUGUCACCCAUCAGUGCCAGUCAGUGCCACCUAUCAAUGCCUAUCAGUGCUGCCAAUCAGUUGCACCUAUCAGUGCCAGUCAGUGCCACCUAUCAGUGCCAGUCAGUGCUGCAUAUCAGUGCCAGUCAGUGCCGCCUAUCAGUGCCAGUCAGUGCCGCCUAUCGGUGCCAUGUAUCAGUGCUGCCUUUCAGUGCCCAUCAGUGAUGCCUGUCAAUGCCCAUCAGUGCCACCUGCCAGUGCCUCCUCAUCAGUGCCCAUCAGUGCCACCUAUCAGUGUCCAUCAGUGCAUCCUAUCAGUGCCCAUCAGUGCAGCCUCAUUAGCGCACAUCAGUGAAGGAGAAAAAUCACUUAUUUCCAAAAUGUUAUAACAAAAACUAAGAAAAAAACAUUUUUUUUUCAAAAUUUUCAGUGGUUUUUGGUUUCUUUAAGAAAAAAUAA